Caenorhabditis elegans is the source of this 1462-nucleotide messenger RNA. It is a transcript of the gene asp-3, whose product is annotated as Aspartic protease 3. Gene Ontology annotation, biological process: proteolysis. Gene Ontology annotation, cellular component: cytoplasm; lysosome; extracellular region. The transcript has 4 exons. Gene Ontology annotation, molecular function: aspartic-type endopeptidase activity. The record is from RefSeq and is marked reviewed. NCBI's taxonomy places the organism in Eukaryota, Metazoa, Nematoda, Chromadorea, Rhabditida, Rhabditidae. The coding region runs from base 128 to 1324 and encodes 398 amino acids.
AGCCAGCCAACCUCCUCUACUAAUUAUCACUAAAAUCGGUUGUGACGUUUACAAUUAUAUCAUCAAGAGUUUGUGUCGCAUAUAAAAGAAACCCGGAGCGCUGCUUCUCAAUUAGUGAUAACGCACCAUGUCGGGCCGCGUUUUCCUUCUUCUGGCUCUUGUCGCCUUGGCUUCUGCCAUCCAGAGAAUCAAGCUCGAGAAGCGCACUUACACUCGUGAACAAUACAAGUUCGGAUCAAUCCAAGAGCAUCUUAAGGCCAAGUACGUCCCAGGAUACAUUCCAAACAAGGAUGCAUUCAACGAGGGUCUUUCUGAUUACUCCAAUGCUCAAUACUAUGGACCAGUGACCAUUGGAACUCCACCACAAAACUUCCAAGUUUUGUUCGAUACUGGAUCCUCCAACUUGUGGGUGCCAUGCGCCAACUGCCCAUUCGGAGAUAUUGCCUGCAGAAUGCACAACAGAUUUGAUUGCAAGAAGUCUUCUUCCUGCACUGCUACUGGAGCCUCUUUCGAGAUCCAAUACGGAACUGGAUCCAUGAAGGGAACCGUUGACAACGAUGUUGUCUGCUUCGGACAUGAUACCACCUACUGUACUGAUAAGAACCAAGGAUUGGCCUGUGCUACUUCUGAGCCAGGAAUCACCUUCGUCGCUGCCAAGUUUGACGGUAUCUUCGGAAUGGGAUGGGACACUAUCUCUGUUAACAAGAUCUCUCAGCCAAUGGACCAAAUCUUCGCCAACUCCGCCAUCUGCAAGAAUCAACUAUUCGCUUUCUGGCUUAGCCGUGACGCCAACGACAUCACCAACGGAGGAGAAAUUACCCUUUGCGACACCGAUCCGAACCACUACGUCGGAAACAUCGCUUGGGAGCCACUCGUCUCUGAGGACUACUGGAGAAUCAAGCUCGCUUCGGUUGUCAUCGAUGGAACCACCUACACCAGCGGACCAAUCGACUCGAUUGUUGACACUGGAACUUCCCUUCUCACUGGACCAACUGAUGUCAUCAAGAAGAUCCAACACAAGAUCGGAGGAAUCCCACUCUUCAAUGGAGAGUACGAAGUUGAGUGCAGCAAGAUUCCAUCUCUUCCAAACAUCACCUUCAACCUCGGAGGACAAAACUUCGAUCUUCAAGGAAAGGACUACAUCCUUCAAAUGUCCAACGGAAACGGAGGAUCCACCUGCCUCUCUGGAUUCAUGGGAAUGGAUAUUCCAGCCCCAGCCGGACCACUCUGGAUUCUCGGAGACGUCUUCAUCGGACGCUUCUACUCGGUCUUCGAUCAUGGAAACAAGAGAGUUGGAUUUGCCACCUCUAGAACCGGAAAAUAAGCCUAUUUCUAAUUUAAAAACUCAAUUUCUAUGCCAUUACUUGCUUGAUUGUAAUAAAUGUGGUUAUGUGAUGAUAAGAAGUUCUAAAACAGUUCUUUCUAUACGUUUGCAAGAAUUCUAAAAACCCUGACUGGCUUC